Quercus lobata is the source of this 2031-nucleotide messenger RNA. RefSeq lists its product as uncharacterized. The transcript is spliced from 5 exons. The coding region runs from base 1 to 2031 and encodes 676 amino acids. The record is from RefSeq and is a predicted model, not a curated record. Lineage: Eukaryota; Viridiplantae; Streptophyta; Magnoliopsida; Fagales; Fagaceae.
AUGUCGUUUUGGAAGGAAAAUUCCAACCUUGAAGCUUGCUCAAAUUGUAACCAUUCAAGGUGGGCAAGCAACGAGGCCGGAGUUCCAAAAAAUAUGAAUGCUCCUUCCAAGAAGGUAAAGAAGAAAGCUGCAAAGAUCUUAAGGUGGUUCCCUUUGAAGCCAAGGUUGAAACAAUUGUUUAUGUCUCCUGAAGUAGCUCCCCACAUGAAAUGGCAUGUUGAUGGUCGUACAAAUGACGGGUUAAUGAGGCAUCUUGCUGAUUCUGAAGCCUGCAAGUCAUUUGACUCUAAGUAUGUAGAAUUCUCAUCUGAGCCUUGUAAUGUUAGACUUGGAUUAACAGCCAAUGGAUUCAACCCAUUCUCCAAUAUGAAUACUGCUCAUAGUACUUGGCCUGUCAUGUUGGUCCCAUACAAUCUCCCUCCUUGGAUGUGUAUGAAAAGGGCUUAUUUCAUGUUAUUACUAUUGAUUCCUGGUCCAACCUCUCUUGGGAACGAUAUAGAUGUGUACUUACAACCCUUAGUACAAGAACUCAAGGAAUUAUGGGAUGUUGGAGUAGAAACGUUUGAUGUGUCUUCCAAUAGCUCAUUUCAAAUGCAUGUAGCAUUGUUGUGGACUAUAAAUGAUUUUCCAGCAUAUGGUGAUAUUUCAGGAAGUGAAAUCAUUGCGCAAACAGAAGAUGUGGUUGAUGUUGUUUUUGGGAUGAAAAAAGUUAAUUUGACGAAUAAGAGAAAAAGAGGGGAGGAAGCCUUGUGUAUAUGGAAGAAGAGAAGUAUAUUUUUUAGCUUGCCUUAUUGGGAAAACCACAUGUUGCGUCACAACCUUGACGUGAUGCGUAUAGAAAAAAAUGUGGUUCACAAUGUAAUUGGCACAAUGUUAAACAUGGAUGGAAAGACGAAGGAUAACUUAAAGGCACGCCUUGACUUAGAAGAAAUGGGUAUAAGAAGUGAACUUUAUCUUGAGGAGCUUGGUAGUGAUAAGACAUAUAAGCCACGUGCUUGCUUUGAAAUGACUACUAGUGAAAAAGAUAGUUUUUUGCAAGUUUUGAAGAGUGUAAGUGUGCCGGAUGGCUAUGCUUCAAAUGUAUCCCGUUGUGCUAAACUUAAAGAAUGCAAGAUUUCUGGGAUGAAGAGCCAUGAUAGUCAUAUCUUGAUGCAACAACUUUUUCCAAUAGCUAUACGUGGAUCUUUGCCGGAUGAAGUGAGCAAACAUUUGAUUGAGUUAUCUUGUUUCUUUAGGGAAAUAUGUUCCAAAGUAUUGAGUUUGGAAGAUCUUGAGAGUCUUCAGAAGAGAAUUGCAGUGACAUUGUGUGAAUUGGAAAGGAUAUUCCCUUCUUCUUUCUUUACAGUUAUGGUACAUCUACUCAUUCAUUUGACUGAUGAAGCCAAGAUUGCUUGCCCAGUUCAUUAUUAUUGGAUGUAUCCCGUAAAGUGGUACUUGUCACGAUUGAAGUCCUAUGUUCGAAAUAAGGCUUGUCCAAAAGGUUGUAUUGUAGAAGGGUACUUGGCAGAGGAGUGCUUAACAUUCUAUUCACGAUAUUUCAAAAAUGUCGAAACUAUCUUCACUCGGCCCAUAAAGAAUGUUGAAGAAUCUACAGGUGCAGUGUUAAGCAUCACCUUAGAUUCAAAAUCAUGGACCCAAGCACAUCGUUAUGUGUUAUUCAGUUGUGAUGAAAUUACCCCAUUUCUCAUUGUGCACAAAGAUCAUUUAAAGAAACUUCACCCAAAUGUAGCUAAUGAUGUUAUUGAAAAGAAACACAUGGAGAGAUUUUGUCACUGGUUUAAGUACCAUAAACUUCCUGAAAAAGUUAUAUGGCUUGCUCGAUAUCUAGAUAAUGAAGUUAAAUGGUUUAAGCGUUAUGUUCUAAAUGGAUUGAAGUUUCACACUAAAGAUUCUGAGGCAAAUAGGAAAACUCAGAAUAGUGGAGUUAGUGUCACCACUGAAGGUGGCGUUACUUACUAUGGUGUCUUAACUGACAUUAUUGAGUUAAAACAUUCUAAGAAACUACAAUAUGUAUUAUAUAAAUGUGAAUAG